This is a messenger RNA of Saccharomyces kudriavzevii IFO 1802, 420 nucleotides long. RefSeq names its product thiosulfate sulfurtransferase RDL1 (gene RDL1). Gene Ontology annotation, molecular function: thiosulfate-cyanide sulfurtransferase activity. Bases 1 to 420 code for a protein of 139 amino acids. The record is from RefSeq and is a predicted model, not a curated record. Gene Ontology annotation, cellular component: mitochondrion. The transcript has a single exon. NCBI's taxonomy places the organism in Eukaryota, Fungi, Ascomycota, Saccharomycetes, Saccharomycetales, Saccharomycetaceae.
AUGUGGAAGGCUGUUUUGAAUGCUUGGAAUGGAACCGAGAGUAAAAGUGAUAAUGCUUCAGAUAUUCCCUCCUAUAGAUUCGAAGACAUGAAAAGAAUCGUGAAGAGACACGAUCCUAACGUCGUUUUGGUAGAUGUCAGAGAGCCAUCAGAGUACUCGAUUGUUCAUAUCCCUGGUUCCAUUAAUGUGCCAUAUAGAUCGCACCCCGAGGCGUUUGCCUUAGAUUCGUUAGAAUUUGAGAAACAAAUUGGCAUUCCAAAACCUGACACUUCGAAUGAGCUAAUUUUUUACUGUGCUUCUGGUAGACGCGGAGGUGAAGCUCAAAAAGUUGCCUACUCUCAUGGGUAUUCGAAGACUUCACUUUAUCCUGGCUCUAUGAACGAUUGGGUCGCUCAUGGGGGUGACAAAUUUGAUCUUUAA